AUGUAGAAGAAAAGGUUGUCAUCAAUAGAUAGAAACUUUAUGUCAUCUCUUCGGAAGUAUGAAGAGCAUCCUUCACAGAAGUAAAUGAAUGCUUAAAAAAAAGAAACACAUUUAUAAGAGCAAUAAUUAUUGAUUCAAGAUAUUCAAGCUAACAUUUAGGAUUUAGAAAAUGGAAAUUACAUGAAAUGUUUUACAAGUAUAAAUCUAAUGUUUACUGAUCCAAAUUAUUCACUUCGGAAACACAUCACAUUUUAAUUGUUUGUGCCUGAAGAAAAAGAUUUCGUUGGCUUUACAAUAUUGAACAAAAAAGAAAUUUGGAUUUUACUAUUGCUCUAUUUUGAUAUAGUGAAUUAGGAUAAGAAUUAAUAUGCAAGAUAUCUUUGGCAAAGCAUAGUUAAAAAAAUGACUGAAUAUUUAAAUUAUGAACUAAGAGAAGAGGUUAUAAAUAAAGUCAAACUAUAUAGACAAAAGUCUAAAAUAACAAAUAAUCAAAAUAAAUAAAAUAAUUAGCAUACCAGUCAAUAUUAUUUUGUAGAGGAACGUGAUGAGUAGAGUAAAGAAGGCAGAGAGAUCAAUAAUAGUUACAAAGAAAUUUGUUUUGAUAAAUCCUAUAUGGCUACAUUAUCAGACAAUUCAAUUAUUGAAAGAAGUUAAGUUUUAGAACAGAACAUGAUGAUCAUUCAGGAUCAAAUUGAAUCAGCCACAAAUGAGGAUGUAUCUAUUUAAGCUCCAACUAAUAGUUCAAUUGAUUUGAAUAAUGAUUUUGUAGAAUUAACUUAUCAUAAUUCUAAUCUGAAUGAUUUUUAAAUACCUGAUAUCUCAUUCUAAUAGCAAUCCUAAACUGAAGAUCUAAUCAAGAAUUCUAUUUUUAUGGAUUAAGCUAGUAACCAAGUUGAAAUCUCUUUAAUUGCUCAAAUGGAAUAAUUGGGCUUUUAAGAUAACUUAUAAUCUGAACAAUUAAAUAAUGCACUCUUUGUCGAUUUAGAAGAAGACAUUCAUGAAAGUUACUAAAAUUUGGGGUUGGAUUAAAUUAGUUAGACUUCUCUUGAAAAUAUCAAAAUUCAAGAGGCAUCCAUAUUUUAACCUAAUUUUAUUGAAGAAAACAGAUAAACAGAGUAACCUAAGGAUAAUAAAAUUAACAAUUUAAAGGAUAAACCAAUAUAUAUUUUAGAUUUUGACAAAAUCAGUUUUGAUUCAUUUUCAAAUACUGAUUAAUUUUGUAAGAAAUCUCAUUAAAUGGGAGAGACUCCUCAUUUCUCUAUGAAUCAAUAGAGUAUAAAUUAAUGGACGAAAGAAGAAUAAAAGGAUUAAAUCUAAUAAGAGGAAGAGAAACUAAAUUAAGAUAUUGAUUUCAAAGAUUAUGAGGAAUAAUUAGCACAUGUUCAGGCUCAAUAGAUUUUGAAGGAGGAUUUAGAAUAAUUAGAAAAUGAUUCAGAUGAAGUUAAUGAUUAAGUUGAAACUAAGUAAUAAUAAUAUGAUGAGAAAAAUAGUUCGUCUAAAAUCGAAUUAAACGAUAUUAUAAAUGUUGAGUAUAAAUUAUCAUCAAGUAUAAUUAAUUCAAAACAGAAAACCAUUGAUGAUUAUUUUAAACCCAAAAAUAAGAUUUCAUCCAUUUAAUCCAAAAAUUGUCAUUAAUUAGUUGAAGAAGAACCUAUUAAAAAAGAUGAAUUUGAUUAUUCUUCGUAAAAUGAAAGAAGGAGAAAAAGUAGGAUAAGCAAAAUAAUGUAAAAAUCAAAUGUAAAUUCUCAACUUGAUUAUGCAUUUGAAUGUGAUUUAUCUUCCUAAUAACCUUCGAAUUAAUAAUACAUAGAAUAAUCACACUAUCUUGAAUCUUAACAAAUAUCAAAUAAUAAGAAGAGACGUUCUUCUCUUGUUGUUGAUAAAAGGUAUGAUCAAAACUUUAUGGAUAAACAUGGAUCAGGAUAUAGAUUUGAAAUUUAAAAGGCACCUCAAAGGUUAAAAGAGAAAUAUUAAGUUGAAGAAAUACUUGUUCCCAAAAGAUCCAGCAAAAGAAUUCAUUAUCCAGAAAGAAGCGAUUUAGAAAUAUCUAAAAUGAUUAUUGCUAAUAACGAAAUCUUGAAUUAUUUCACUCCUGCAGAUCGAUAAUCUUAAUAAAUCUCAGAAGAAAUUAAUAAUAGAGUUCAUCCUUUAACAUAUUUUCACUCAUUCAAUAAAAAUGAUAAAAAUCAAAUAAUCGUUUUAUCAAACAAUUAAGAACAAUUUAUUAAUGAUAUUGUGGAGAUCGAGAUUUGUUUGGCAAACAUUAACGAUAAUGAAAGUCACCAUAUUGUUAAGAUUGUAAGUGGAUAAUUAAAUGGUUAAAUAGCAAUUGCACAAAUAAAAAAACAAAGCUCUGAAUAAAUCAUAUUUGAAGACUACAAUUUUUACAAUAAAUACAUUCACUUUUAAUGUCAACAAUCAUAAGCUAUUUACUUACCAUUAGGCAGUUACUUAAUUAAUUAAUGUUGA
Paramecium tetraurelia is the source of this 2469-nucleotide messenger RNA. RefSeq lists its product as uncharacterized. The transcript is spliced from 3 exons. NCBI's taxonomy places the organism in Eukaryota, Ciliophora, Oligohymenophorea, Peniculida, Parameciidae. The record is from RefSeq and is a predicted model, not a curated record.